This is a messenger RNA of Anopheles coustani, 10514 nucleotides long. It is a transcript of the gene enc, whose product is annotated as protein encore. The record is from RefSeq and is a predicted model, not a curated record. The coding region runs from base 1 to 7158 and encodes 2385 amino acids. Gene Ontology annotation, molecular function: nucleic acid binding. The transcript is spliced from 12 exons. NCBI's taxonomy places the organism in Eukaryota, Metazoa, Arthropoda, Insecta, Diptera, Culicidae.
AUGAGCACUGCCGCUGCCCAGCAACUUUCCGGUUCGGCGUCAGAAAGUCGCACGCACAUCUCGCCCGGCCCGGACUCGGUUCCGGUGGAGAACGGAUUUCCCCGCACCAUGCCAUGCGCUCCCACCGCGACCAUCGGUUCGCCAGCGGUUCCGUCGCUCGCCACUUCAAACACACCCGCCGGGACGGUGGUGGAGGCGUUUGCAACCGCUCCCGGCACCGGUGGUAGCGGGAACGCGCUGCUGGACGAAGAAACCGACCCAACCGUUUCCAUUAAAAGCGCCAGCAGUGAGGGGCAGCCGCAGCGGCAGAUGAUGGACUGCCUCCAGCAACAGCAGCCGUCGCAACAGGAUCCACUUCCUCCCUCUACGGGCAACCGGCCGACCUCUGGAGGUCGACAGCAAAGGGUUGCUGGUGGCAAAGGCAAGCAUUUAACCCGAAGUCACGCCAUGCGUGAAUCAACUUCCCCUCCUAGGACGCCAACACCGCGAUCUCCAACCGAUCAGCACAGUAACAACAACAAUAUCACCAGCAUCAACAACAAUACAAACGGUGGUAUAAACGCAAACAGUAGCACUAUAACUACCACUACCACCACCAUCAGCAGCAGCAGCAACAACAACAACAACAACAUCAACAACAACAACAACAACAACAACAACAACAACAGCAGUAGCGUUCUCAGCAAUGGUCCCCACAGUCCGCUUGAGCGAUCCGCCAUGAACGACAGCGAAUUGCACGCAAAGCACAACAGUACCGGACCUGCGGGUGGUGCUGGUGGUGGCGGCAGUGGAAAUGGCAACAAUUCCCCGAACAUCGUUCACUUCGCCGGUGGAGAUGAGAUGCAGCAGCAGCAGCGGGGUGGUGGUGGUAAAAGUCAACUGGAUCUAGACUUUCCCAAACUGACGCCACCAAAAACAUCGUUUAAUCCGAAUGCCACCGGAAAUAAUGGCAGCAGCAGUCAUCAUCCGCAUCCUCCGAAGGCCAAUAGCGUUAAGAGCAACAGUAACAAUAGUCAUAGUAGUAGCAACGGAGGCGGCGGUGGAACGUCCCCGGCAACCGCGAAUGUAACGUCCUCCAGUGGCAAAAUCAAUGGGCCAGGUGUAGGAGGUGGUGUUAGCAGCAACAGCAACGGCGAGGUAGAUAAAUCGAACUCCCUCCCGGCGGCGACCAUCUCAAGCGGCGGGGGUAACGGCUCGUACAAGCAACAGACAGUUUCGAUGGAAUCUCGACGAAAUUCAGGCGCCUCCACCGGUACUUCGAACAGUAUGGACCAACCGGAUGGUGGUGGAGGCCCGGCGCAGCAUCAUCGAAACGCGGGCUCCUCACAGCAACCGUCGAGCGCUAGUGGCCGAGGAAUGUCGUCUGGUUCGCAAAAUCCGCCCAAUCAGAAUCUCCUUGCCGUGUCCGUGUCCGGUUCGGGUGGUGGCGGGCUCAAUGUAAAUCGAAGUGGCGAUACAGACGACAACGAUGAUGACGGUGGAGGAGGUCGUGGAAGAGGAGCUGGUGGUGGGCGGGCGUCAUCGUCGCUUGCCUCACCAGCAUCCGCCAAUGGCGGCACCAGCAGCAGCAACUAUUGUGAUAACGAAUCCGGUCGUCCUAGUCUGCACUCCCACCAAACCCAUAGGGAGGUGAAUUUUAGCGAUAGCUGUAACGACGAGUCCGUGCGGGGCAGUCCGGCCGGUGCUCCAGAGUCGACGCGCGCCGAUGCGAACAAUCAGAUCAAUAUACAGUUUUCGCAGGAAACGGAAACCCGUUACAUCCAGUGCGACAGUCCGACCGAAAGCCUUAUGAGAAAUGGUGGUAGCGGUGCUAGCAACACGAACGGCCCGACGGGGUCUUCCGCCAACCCCACUGGUGGUGGGGGUGGUAGUGGAGGAGGAGGUGGAGGAGGAAGUGGUGGGAAGAAACGUGGCGGUGCAUCCGGAAAGGGUGGCAAUAAGGCGGCUCGAUUGAAAAACCUGAGCGGUGGAUCCUCCUCGAGUGUCGAUGGCGGUGGAUCCGGGGCCGGUGGAGGCAGUGGAAGUGGUGGAGGAGGUGGAGGUGGAAGUGGAGGGGGUGGGAAUGGUGGUGGCGGCGUUGGGGCCUUCAUGUCGCGGGACAACUCGUGUGAUCAGUUCACCGACCAGAGCGGCGUCAAUCUGCUGCAGUUCUUCAAGGAAACGUUGAAUAAGAACUUCAAGGACCGCAAUAUGCUGAUGAAGAUCGAGAAGGAGCUGCUUGCACUGGCGAUGGACCGGAGCCGCAGCCAGAUGAAGUUUCCACCUAUGUCUUCCUACAACCGCAUGCUGAUCCACCGGGUGGCCGCCUACUUUGGCAUGGAGCAUAACGUGGACGCAACGCAGCAGUGCGUCAUCGCAGAGGUAACGUCCGCCACGCGCAUCCCGGAGAUCCGCUUCAAGAACCUUAUCUCGGACAGCUUCUCCGAGGAGCCACGCAAGUCGAUACUGAAGCGCGACACGCACAGUUUCGACGAGUAUCACCGGUAUGUCGGGGGUGGGGCCGGUGGGGGCUCUGGAGGCGGAGGCGGAGCUGGUGGUGGGAGUGGUCUGUUACAUUGUCCCGAUCGGGGCGUGCUGGAUCGAAAGGCGAAGAGCUUCGAAGAGCGUGAGGAAGAGUAUGGCCAGAGCAAGCGGAGGCUUUUCAAAAAUCGAGAGCACGAUUCCGAGACCGAUCAGUGGCAAUGGAUUUCAACCGAUGGUGGCGGUGGUGGUGGUGGAAACAGUGGUGGCGGUGGUGGUGGAGCAGUCACAACUCUGCUCGACAUCAACGCUGCCCGACACCAGCAGAAGCUGCAGAACAAUCGUUUGCUGAAAGUACAAUCAGUGUCAAUUGAAGGGCGAUCGGACGAACGACCGUGCGUGUCGAAAUCGCAUAGCUUCGGUGGGUACGGUGGUUCUUCGCAAAACGCAUCACUGCUCCGUGGGGAUUCAAUCACAUCGACCAAGAGCGCAGGUGCGCGGCUGUUCACAAAGCAGGACUCGAACGCCAGCACCAACACGCCUUGGCGGCUGUCUCCGUCCAGCAGUGGGUCGUACCUUACUUCCAGCUACAAAACGCAGUCGAUCCGCUCGGACUCCGUCACUCCGUCACCGACCGGCUACGGUAGUGGCGAUCACACUCCGGAACCGUGCGUCACGUCCCCAUCAACUUCCACGUGCGGUGUCAUGUGGGCCGUCACGGAUAUGGCCAGCGUACCGAAGGGCAGCGUGCUGAUCGAUCCGCAAACGUUCCAACCGAUCGUCAACCAGGACGGCUCACUGUAUCACUUUGAUCCCUCCAACCUUCCGCCUACGGCCGGCGGUGGCCCUUGGCAAAGCAGCGGCAAGCUGUCGAAGCGGAAGUUCGAAAAGCAGAAAUCGUUCAGCAGCAAGAAUAAUCUGCACAGCAGUAGUUCAAUCGAAAGCUCGAUCGAUCUUCCGGCGGCUGGGAAGACGGUUGACUGCGGUCAGCAGACGGCAGUAGCGGGUGGUGAAGUCAUCCCAAAUGCCAUUACGACUGUCAUGGCGAUGACAACUGCCUCGACGACAACGCCAACGACCAUCGCAGAAGAGGUCGCCGGUGAACUGGGAUGCUACGACGGCAACCCUGGUGGCCUAACCCUACUUACUACCAAAGACAAUCCGGACAUGGAUGAAAACUCAAGCCUCUGCGAAGAAAUUUCUCAGACGACAAACGAGCUUGGCGCACUGAAGUUACAAAAACAUCAGGCCACUAGUCCAAUGCUGCAGGCCAGCGAAUUGCAGCCAAUUGAUAUGAACGAAAUUCAAUUCGGUUCUACUCAACAUGAAAACGAAAGUCUCUUAAGUACUGCCAACACCAACCUGUUAAACAGCGAUCGUACACUGAUCGAUGAUACCGUUGAUCCAGCUGACGGUUUGUGUGAAGUUGAGGAUCUCGAUGGUGUUGACAAACAGUUAAUGACGGCGGUGGAGCACCAGAAAUCGUCAUCACCCGGUCCGGCCGUACAACUACUACAUGUCCAUGAACCGGUUAUUAGCAGCAGUACCCUUGAGGCUGCUGAAGAGGAGGACGACGAGGACCGAAGUGAAACUCCGACGGACGGUGGGCAGAACGAGGCGAAUAAAAAACAUGACAUAGUGAAGGUGGCCAACGUAGUGCAAACGGUUGUCCCGUUGACGAGCUACACGAGCGCAACGACUACGCCGAACGGUGGUAAUGUGGGGAUCGGUGCAGGUGGCAACACCAGUGUAAGUGCUUAUACGGUUUCGUACGAUGGUGGCGGGAGUGGACAUCCGGGCACCACCGUGUAUGCCACUGGUGCUCCGGGUCUGUCGACGACGACAUAUCAGACUGCGCCGGACGGUGCCAUCUACGCCGUACCUUCCCCGCUGGUCUACACAUAUCCUACGACGAUGGACCCGACCGACAUGUCGGGUGGAUACUUUGUGCCUGUGUACGAUCCGCAACAGCCGCAACGGGAUGCCAGCCUCUGCUCGACACCGGGUGCUUCGAUCUAUUCGGCGGCUCCGGCCGGUGCCACCUCGACAGUAUUACACCCGAUCGCGUACACGCAGAGUGCGGCGGCAGCAGCUGCAGCCGCGGCGGCGGCAUACAGUGGCGCACCGCUGUACCAGAAUCCGGUAAUGUACUCGUCGGAUCAGUUCCCGGGCGCUCAGGCAGCAGCGGCGGCUGCUGCUGCCGGUCAGCUCUCGCAGUACCCGAUAAGCUAUCCGAUCGGCAUAGGAUAUCCCUUCAAUGGUGCAACAUACCAGAACUACUGGAAUCAGCCAAUCACUUACUACGUUCCUCAGACGCCCGUUCCUUCGACGGUUGGUGGUGCAUCGAUCUUGAUGCCUCCUCCGAUAUCGCAGACGCCUACGCACGGUGGUAUCAUCACCACGACAGCCACGGCCACCACGGCCCCGGGCACGAACUCAGCUAGUGGGCCUAUGUCCGGGAAGCGCAACACGACUCCUCCGAACGCACACGGUAUCAGCCAGUCGCAGCAGGGCCAGAGCGGUGGCACACACAGUGCCUCGGUAACGCCAGUGCCGAUAUCACCAUUCGCCACCAAUAUUCCCGUACCACUGCCUGAUCCGUCGUCGGCCACCGCUGGAGCACCGAUGUACGCCGCCUUUCCGCAGCCUCUCUAUCCAAACAUGCUUCCAUUUGCGAGCCCGAUGACGGCGCAUCCGCACGCAGGCGCGUCCGCCGCAUCCGCUGGCGGCGGCACCAUCGUAAACUCGAUUCUUCCCACUGCCGCAUCAUUCCAUCCGCAUACAGCCGCAUCCUCCGUGCAGCAGCAGCACCACCACCAUCAUCACCAGCAUCACAAUGCGAACCCGCACCAUCAUCAUCCAUCAGGUGGACAGGACGCGGGCUCGGCGGGGCUGUCUGGUGGACAUAAUAAUCACCAUCAACCUCAUCACCACCAAGGGCACCACCAUCACGGCAACACCUCGACCGGUGGUACCGUGCACUACACGAACACAAACGGACCGGUGGCGAAUAACGGUGGUGGGGGUAGUAGCAGCAGCAGCAGUAGCAGCAACGGCAGUAACAGUGGCAAUCACAGUAACAACAGUGCGACAAAUGCACCGACACCCCAGUCGACUCCCAGCACGCCACUGUCCCUGCCCAUGUCACUGCCGUCACAUCACGGUGGCGGAUCUAACUCGGGUCCUAAAAGUAUGCCACUGUUUCCUACUCCGCCGAUGAUGCCCAGCGGUGGAUAUAUACCCGCAGGUGGCGGUGGACAUCACCACUAUGGCCCUGGCAUGUCUGAGGAGCGUAAGAAUGGCAACGGAGGUGGAGGGUAUCAGGGAAAAAACCCAAGACUACCGGGAGCGAAUUCGAAUGGAGGCUCUGGCGCAGGUUACUUCAACUACAACGCCAAUUCCGCCAACUCUGCCGGUGGUGCCCGUCAAAUGACCCCGAAUGGGAGUAGCAGCAGCAGUAGUGGCUACCAGACAGGUAUGAAAGGAGGACAUUACGCGUCCAAUAACAGCAAUACAGGGAAUAGCCAGAACAAUGGUCCAUUAAUCCUGGGACCACCACCUCCGGGCAAAAACAAUCGUCACGAGGGUGGACCACCGGUAUCCGGUGUCCCUCCGAAUAGUGGCGCUUCAUCGAACAAGCCCCCGUUAAUACCGACCCUGCCGAACAUGGCACCGACGGGGACACCGAAUGCCACCGCUGGAGACAAAAGCCGACUUAACCGCGCUUCGAAGCCACCUAAUCUCGAUCUGAAGCGAAGCUACAGCAAUAGUAGCUACAGUGUGGUUAACAACAACAACAACAAUCGCAACACACCGAGCACAAACUCGAACGAAAGCAACGGAUCCCCGAACAGUAUUACGUCAUCGUCCGUACAUGAGGCUGCACAACAUACGGGUGCCAGUGGCCAUCCGUUGCCACCACCAUCACAUCACGCAACCACCCAUCAUCACAGCGGCCACGGAGGAAACCACCCUUCGACCCCGACGUCGCACCAUCAUGGCGGUCCGCAUUCUUUGGUGACAUCUGGUCAACAGCACGUGCCCCAUCAUCAUCAUCCAUCUACACACCACCAUCACCCACACCCGGGAGGUGGCAGUGGUGGAGCGGGGGGACAACAGAUACCUCCCGGGCAACAUCACCACGGUGGUCACGGUGGCGGUACUACGCACUACUUCCAUCCCGGAAGCCAACCACACGGACAUGGCGGCGGGCCGCACGCAGUACAACAAACGUACUACACCUCCGGAGGCGCCGGAAGUGGGGCCACUCAGCAGCGGGGUGGUAGUGUCGGCAGCAAUAAUGGCAGCGGAUCAUCCGGUGGAGGCGGUGCCGGUGGUGCAGGAAACGCGGGAGCCCACGGAAAUCAUCCGCACGCGAUGCCAGCGGCAACGGCCGCUGCCGUGAUGCACAAUUCCGCCGUCGCUGCAGCGGCCGCAGCUGCCGCCGUUGAACCGUUCCAUCAGCAGCUGAUUCCGAUCAAUGCCGCCACUGGGAUGUCGUACGUCAAAAUCGGACAGGCGUACUUUCCUUCGCUAGCCCUGCCCCAGAGUCGACGGUCGCCUCCCAACGAGAUACGUCCUAUCGCUGGUGUAUACCCGACAAUGAACAUGGUGAUGCCAGCAUCACGACAGUUCACUCCCCGGCCGCAGCACAAUAGUGGAUACAGUAACAGCAAGUCGACCAAAACACUGCGAUAAAUCCGGACCACGUUGCAGAGAGGAACUAAAUGGAAGGAGUCGCUUGCCGGAGUAAAAUAUAUAAGCUGCAAUCCGUAGGAAAAAAAAUACAUAAAGUAGAAUCCAAGCUAUAGUAUAACAAGAGGGUUGUCUCCUUUUUCACUAGCCGAGGAAAAAGCAUAACUCUAACUAAAAUGUGAUCUGAUAUGAUCAACAAGAAAGGACAAGUGUUGAUGGUAAAAAAUAAAGUUGAAAAUAACAUCUCGCAAUGCUUCUGUACAAGCAAGGCAACAACAAACUACUACCAAAAAAUGUACCAUGGUCUUUUGACGGUGCAAAAACUCCCAUGGCAAUGAGAGAUGGUUGUUAAUGGUUUUUAAAGCAUUAUAGCAAACAAAAUGGAAUCGAAAUCAUAUGUUACAAAUAAACACAGGCAGCAUCGAAUGAAUAGCCACUAGAAAGACAAGAUAGUAAUGACACGCUACUACCAGAAAGUUAAGAAUGAAGGCAUGUAUCAACAGAUGUUUAUUUAGUAAGAUCAAAAUGCAUAAAAAGAGACUAAUGCUAAUUCAACUACCAGCUAAAUGUAUGGUAUAUGAAAGGUACAACGGUAUGCACACACCUUAGCCGGUAUAAGAAACAAAAAGAAAGUAAAGUCCAAGAUCGAACUUAGAUAUGCCAGGUACAUUACAUUCUUUAGUUGCUGGUAAUAAAGCAUAUAUCCUAAGUUGCUUUUUAUAAGUAACGUAGGAAAAAAUCAUCAAAGGAUAAUUUCUCUUUAAUAUGAAAUCGUAGGAAGGACCAAAAGAAGGAAACUAUCAUCAACAACAUGCGAAUAAAAUGACAAACAAUGAGUGAUGCUUUGCGAAUGCGCGACUGUUCCCUUUAAAAAGGAAUAUACAAAAUAUCACAACUGUAUGUGAUAGGAAAAACAAGCAGCUGAGGCUGGAAUAAAGACGCACCGACAACAGCUAAAAAGGAAACCAAAUACUUAACUACAUCAGCUAGCAAAAGCUAUAUUAACUACUAGUCUGUUAUGGAAAGAUUAGCAACAACCAGCUUAAGGCUAUGAAACGAUAAGAAAAUAUAUGAGUGAUCGCCGGAUGCUGAUGAUGAUCUGAAGCUAACCGAAUGUGACCGAAACAACUUGCUGUGCUCGAAUUGGUAUGCAUGUGUGUGUGUGUUUGUGUGUGCGUAGCGGAUGGGCUGGAAGCCUCGUAUGUGUGUGCAUGAGUGGUAGCCAACGCGUUAAAUGUUGUUGAUCCUGAUAGAAACGACAGAAUAGAAGUCCAUGCUAAAUGCAACAAAUGUAAAACCCUAACAAGAUGCGCCACAAAACAACAAUAUAUUCAAAUACAGUCUUAACACGCUAUCAUCGGAGAUUUCUGUUUCCUUAAACUACACAUAAUAUACCAAGGAUUUUUUUGCGAAACGCAAAAGGUACGAACUACGUUGGCAGUCAUGAGUAACAACAGUAACAGUAAAGAAACAUAUACUACCAUCCCAGCUAGUUGAUGUCACUAGAGAACAUCUCAACUCAUAUAAGGGAACAUCUCAACUAUAAAACCUAGAACCGGAAUUGCGUCAAAGCUGCUUUUUUGUGAUGAAAAACACGUUACUGCUGCAUUGAAGUGUGUGAUCAAAUACCAAAAGAAAUAAGGAAGGCAUGCCGUAUGCUGCUGUGGUGCUGUAACAAAUUUUAGAAAAUAUGUUGACAGAAUAUCAGUUGCCAUUAACACUAGCAAAGCAGUAAAAGCAGUAAAUCAAGGAUGAAAGUAUGAAGCGUUAAGAUAACAUUAUUUAGUUGCCAACGAAUCAACACGAAUGAGAAAGGACGAAAGGUAAUAACAGAAUGAAAAAGUGAAUACAAGGGGAAGGCGAAGAUGCAUUCGUAUAACAACAAUCAGCAAAAUAGAAUACCCGUAUUUAAACAAAAGUAAAAUGAAGACAUUAUAAACGGAUUCGAAACGGUUCGAUACUGUAGGGAACAUUAGACACAAUCCAACCUAUAUUAUAACACUAAUAUUGAACAUCCUAGAACUCCGAUCUUUACAUGAACAGUAAGCAAGCAUGGGCCAUUCUUUGUUGUAGUAUUCUAAAGGACACUCGAAUCGUUUCCCUACACAUGACUCGCUAAAUAUUUUAUAUUUCGAAUAGCCUGUAUAUGUGAUCAAUCAUCAUAAGGUUUCCAGCAUCGGUUAGUGUAAUACUUUUUUUUCUCCUUCCUAUUGUGGAUCAAAUGAACCAGUUUUUGUUACAUGUUACCAAGUGUAAGAAUGAUUUCAUAACGAUGUUCAAUGUUACCAAAAACUGAUUCACGUUUUUUUUUAGGGAUGAAGUAAAGGAUCGUCAAUAAUACCAUGCCAAAUACCCCGUUUAUGUAACAGAUUUCACGAUUAUUUUAAUAUGAAAAAUAAAAAUAAAAAACAUUAUUCAUCAAAUUGUUAGCAACUUAAAGGAUACGAGCACAAAGGCACCGGUAACAAAGCUCCCAAUGUGGUAGAAUCGGCAUUCUGGUCAAAAAACAUUGAUAUUGGUGCUACGGUCUUAGACUUUUCCGACAAACAAGUGUUCAACGGAAUUAGGAUCCUGCAGUACAUUGGACAGCCACUUUGUUUUACCAGCAUUGAGUUAAACAUGAUUCUCUAUGCUUUAUAAAUUCUGCCGAAAGACUAACGAUAACAAACCAUACCAUACUAUCUACUAAAAUCAGAACAACCGAUCUGCAGUAGGACUAAACCAAGAUAAUUAUCAGUUACUACUGAUUUGAUGCAAAAAAUAGCGCCAAAGACGCCCGAGGCUGAUGAAAAAAGACCAUACGUCUAUAAUUGCAUAAUCCAACACAAAACCAACAUCCCUGAAGCAGAUAAUACAAAUCGAAAGGAAUGAGAAUCGAGUGAAUGAGUUAAACGUACAGGCACACAAAAGAAAAAAAGGAACGGUUGAUAAUGUGUUAUUAUAUAUAUGAAAGAAUGUAUUUAUUUUAAUUUAUAUACACCGAAAAAGAAAGAUGGCGAGAGUAAGUAAACGAAAAAAAAGUAAAAAUGAAGCGAGGUAAAAAGUAAAUGACGAAUAAUGAAAGAGGAUCACAUUGAAACAGUUAUAAUGAGUGAACACUGAUUAAAGAAAAAACAACUAAUGAUAAGAAUAAAAAGUGAACUUGCUGCAGUUACAAAGGGGAAAGCUAUUUCCAAGGGAAAAUAAUGAAAAAAAAUUAAAGUAGAAAAAUGCAUUUAUACGUGUGUAUACUUUUUUUUUAAUGUAUUGAGAAAAUUCUAGGACUUCUUUCAUCUGUCUGCUCCUCGUAAUCCAGCAACCAUAAACGACAAGCGAAAUCGAAUCCCGAUCGCGACCGGACCCUCCCAUGUACGAGAGGA